GAGCCCAGCGGUUCUCCAAGACCAAGGAAUUUAGGAUUACGUCCGCGUCUCCUCAUUCACAGUCCGGUCAACCUAGCGAUUGCGAGCUGAAAGAUGGCAUCCAGCCUCACUUGUACGGGGGUGAUCUGGGCACUGCUGUCCUUCCUCUGCGCCGCCGCCUCCUGCGUGGGCUUCUUUAUGCCCUACUGGCUUUUGGGGUCCCAGCUGGGGAAGCCGGUGUCCUUCGGCACUUUCCGCAGAUGCUCCUAUCCCGUCCACGACGAGAGUCGCCAGACCAUGGUGAUGGUGGAGGAGUGCGGCCGCUACGCUUCCUUCCAGGGCAUCCCCAGCGCGGAGUGGCGGAUCUGCACGGUGGUCACGGGCCUGGGCUGCGGCCUCCUCCUCCUGGUGGCCUUGACGGCGCUCAUGGGGUGCUGCGUGUCCGAACUCAUCUCCAGGACCGUCGGCAGGGUGGCCGGAGGGAUUCAGUUUCUGGGAGGCUUGCUGAUUGGCUCUGGUUGUGCUCUCUACCCUCUGGGCUGGGACAGCGAAGAAGUCCGACAGACCUGUGGCUACAUCUCUGACCAGUUCGAUCUAGGGAAGUGUGAAAUCGGCUGGGCUUACUACUGCACUGGUGGGGGAGCGGCCACCGCCAUGCUCUUGUGCACCUGGCUGGCCUGCUUCUCGGGCAAGAAACAGAAGCAGUAUCCGUACUGAGCUGGCCGCCGGAGGACGUUGGGAGGACCGGGUUGGAGCGAGCGAGAUGGGCGAGACUGAGGCAUCCGCAGAACUCCUUCCGGAAGGCGCUUUGGCGACGCUUCCCUUACGUGACACACACCGGAAACCGGAGCGAAGGAGUCCAGCACGUCAGGGGAACCAUCAAAAGAGGGGGAUUUGGGGGGAAGGGUGGGGAGAGGGGGUGAAAUGAUGGACCAAAGGCCAAGGGCAAGUCAGGGGUUGGAGAUGGGGAUGCCCUCUCAACAGCCCUGGCUGGCCUGCUCUGGGAGGAUGCCACCCCGCCAGAAGGAAAGUGCUCAUCUUAAACCAGCAGAGAUCGUGAAGGAAGCACUUGAGGUUGAGAAAGGGGCAUAAUCCCCAGUGGUUCCCCGUCAGCGUGGCACUCUUGAAAGCACAUUCAUAUGCUCCCCCUGUACGGAUGCACACGUUACGUACACACAAUGUGCACACGCACGGAACGUGGCACAGAUUUAGCAAUGCAUUUCUUUGCUUUCAUUUAUUUUGUGGUUUAAAAUUCAGUGUUAUCGCUUUCUAAAGUACCCAUACCUAAAUGGACCAAUAAGCCACUCUAUCAGUAUUUUGUAUGUUCUGCAUAAAGUUUCCUCUCCCUCUCUUUGUAUCCACUGCCUAUUCAGUUGUUUAGAAUCAAGCCUCUGUAUUUUCAGCAUUAUCAUAAAAAUGCAAUAUUUUAUCCCAAAUAAGUAACCUCUGUCUUUGGUACUCUUAUGAAGUACAGUCCAGGACAGUUUGCUUUCCCUGAAGUAAAGCCCAGUUGGUGGGUUAUGAGGACUGAGAAACACUUAACGGUCCCAGAUUUUUUUUUUUCUAUAGCUCAUUAUCGUACUGUGCUGUAUCACUUUUAUUAUUUCAAUAUUCAUUUUUUGUAAAGAAAAAAUACAUAUGUGCUUUUUUGUGUUUGUAUUUGAAAGGCUCUGUGAAUAAAUCUCUCUUUGAUCAGGA
Messenger RNA from Tachyglossus aculeatus (Australian echidna), 1677 nucleotides. RefSeq names its product LHFPL tetraspan subfamily member 6 (gene LHFPL6). Gene Ontology annotation, cellular component: membrane. The coding region runs from base 94 to 696 and encodes 200 amino acids. Lineage: Eukaryota; Metazoa; Chordata; Mammalia; Monotremata; Tachyglossidae. The record is from RefSeq and is a predicted model, not a curated record. The transcript has 3 exons.